UGUUUUAUUAUUUUUUGAAACUGGGCUUGCUAUAUAUAGUCCAGGCUGGCAUCAAACUCUUAGGUUCAAGUGAGCACCCUGCCUCAGGCCGUCGGGUAGCUGCCGGUUUUUGUACCUUUUUGAGGUUAGGAGACAUAUAUGGUUUAGUAAAAUGGUUACUACAGAGGAACAAAUUAGCAUAUUCAUCGUCUCCCAUAGUUACUCAUGUUCCCCUGUGGAAAGAGCAGCUAGAAUUUCAUUUAGAGAGAGAAAAAAAAAAAAAUCCUGAAUCCACAAACAAAAAAUUUGAAGAUCCGACCCUCAGCUGUCGGAACUCAGUCACCAUAAUCUCAGUGCAGACGGACUGUCCACUGUGGAUCUAUUCUUCCCAUUCAUUGGUAUUUUAAAAUACUGCAUUAGAAUAUUAUCUUGAUGACUAACUUUCUGCGCUCGAGGCGCUCAGUCCAGUCCCGGCUCUUCUGUUUCACCUUUUCCGGCUGCAGCUGGCUUGCCCCUGGGGAAACUGAGGCCCGGGGUGGCGGGGAGCUCCCGGCACAGACUGGCUGCCGACCUUUGCUUAUCGGCCACAGUCGAGGCCGCUCUUUAAGUCGCCCGCCUGCCGGAGACCUUUCCCGGGUGGACGCCCCGUCUGCACUGCGGAGAUAGCCUCGCCGCUGGCCGCAGUGACCUUUCGUGGCCGGCGGAGCGGCGCGGCGCGGGGACCAGAAUCGAACCCGCUCCGGCACCCGGGGCCGCUCCACCCACCAGGACUGACGUAAUCGAACUCCGAGUCUGGCCUCCGGCGCGGCCGAUGUCACAAAAGGGCAGCGCCACGUCACUGCAUUCCUUGGGAGGCGAAGGAGCGAGAAGUUUGUGUCCCACCCAAGGCGAAAGAAGCCUCCCCGGUCUCCUUUCUCAUUAGGGAAGUUCCUCUAGGUAGGAACGCCUAAGACGCCAGGCGUCCAGCGCAUGCGUCCAGCGACCGGCCAGAGAGCGCGGUAAACCGUAGGGACAGACUGAGAUUUUGUUAGUCCAACCAGAAAGCCGGCUUUAGAGCGGCAACCCAAUGCGGCCUCACAGGUCCCACCCCUUUAUUCCUAGUUCGCUGCUCGCUGCUCGCUAGCGGGAGUGACUGCUCCGCGGCCUUCGAAGGCUCAGCUUCCUUGACGGACAUCCACGCCAACGAACUGCAGCGCGGAGAAGUCGAGCGAGUGUUGAAAAGCAUGGACCGGAGCCAAUAGCUUACGGUCAGGAUCGGCACCGUCCAAUCGCUAUUCCUGGCACCGCCAAUCACCCUGGGCCCCGCCCCUGCCCGUGACGUAGGUAGGGUGGGUAGCAACAGUUGCCCCGGUGAGGGAAACGGAGGCGCCAUAGCCACGGUAGUCGUGGCGACCAAGCAACCCGGCAACGCGAGUCAACAACAACAAGCGCCCGGCCGACCCCCGCCCCCAGGCCCCCGCCUGGCCCGGGGUACCCGGGCCGCUCCGUUCCCCGCUGCACAUCGCCCCCGUGACCUCCGCAAAGCCCUUCCGCGGACACAAGUGGGGAGAAGCCUAGGAAAAGGAAAAAAAAAAAAAAAACGCCUUAUUUAUUAUCAUUUCACUGUUGGCAUGGCAACACAGGCCUAUGUUACUGAGCUGCAGGCAGCCCCACAAGCAUCCCAGCCACCACAGGCCCCUCCCCAGGCCCCGCCCCAGCCACCACCCCCAGCAGCAUCCCAACCUCCCACUGCAGCUACCCCCCAGUCCCAGUAUGUCACUGAGCUGCAGAGCCCCCAGCCCCAGGCACAGCCUCCUGGCAGCCAGAAGCAGUACGUGGCAGAGCUCCCAGCUGCCCCAACGCCUGCGCAGCCUGCUGCACCUGCUCCUUCCCCUGCACCUCAGCAGUACAUCGUGGUCACCGUCUCAGAAGGUGCCAUGAGGGCCAAUGAGACUGUAUCGGAGGCCAGCCCAGGUUCCACGGCCAGCCAGACCGGUGUCCCCACCCAAGUGGUGCAGCAGGUGCAGGGCACCCAGCAGCGGCUACUGGUACAAGCAAGCGUGCAGGCCAAGCCAGGCCAUGUGUCUCCGCUCCAGCUUACCAACAUCCAGGUACCACAGCAGGCUCUCCCCACACAGCGUCUGGUGGUACAGAGCACUGCGGCAGGCACUAAGGGUGGCCAGGUCUCCCUGACUGUGCACAGUACCCAGCAGGUGCAUGCUGCCCCUGAGCAGUCACCAGUACAGGCCAACAGCUCCACCAGCAAGACAACUGGGGCCUCCGCAGGCACUGUGCAGCAACUGCAGGUCCACAGCGUCCAGCAGAGUGUCCCUGUCACCCAAGAGAGGUCCGUGGUCCAGGCCACUCCACAGACACCAAAAGCUGGCCCCGUGCAGCAGCUGACCGUGCAGGGACUGCAGCCAGUUCACGUUGCUCAAGAGGUGCAGCAGCUCCAGCAGGUACCUGUCCCACACGUGUACUCCAGUCAGGUGCAGUAUGUGGAGGGCGGCGAUGCCAGCUACACUGCCAGUGCCAUCCGCUCCAGCACCUAUCCUUACCCUGAGACGCCACUCUACACGCAGCCAGCAGGAACCAGCUACUAUGAGGCUUCAGGGGCAGCUGCCCAGGUCACCACACCAGCCACCUCCCAGACUGUGGCCAGCAGUGGCUCGGUGCCCAUGUAUGUGUCUGGCAGCCCGAUUGUCGCCAGCUCCAGUAUCAGUGGGGCUGGGGCCAGCAACAGCAGCACGGGUGCUGCGGCUGGCGGGGGAGGUGGCAAUGGCAGUGGCGGCAGCAGUGGCAGUGGUGGCGGCAGCAGUGGAACAGGCACCUACGUGAUCCAGGGCGGCUACAUGCUGGGCAGUGCCAGCCAGUCUUACUCCCAUACCACCCGUGCCUCGCCAGCCACGGUCCAGUGGCUCCUGGACAAUUACGAGACAGCUGAGGGUGUGAGCCUGCCGAGGAGCACCCUCUACUGCCACUACCUGCUGCAUUGCCAGGAGCAGAAGCUGGAACCAGUCAACGCUGCCUCCUUCGGCAAGCUCAUCCGCUCGGUCUUCAUGGGUCUUCGGACACGCCGCCUGGGCACCAGGGGCAACUCCAAGUACCACUACUAUGGCCUGCGCAUCAAGGCCAGCUCGCCCUUGCUGCGGCUGAUGGAGGACCAGCAGCACAUGGCCAUGCGAGGCCAGCCCUUUUCUCAAAAGCAGAGGCUUAAGCCCAUCCAGAAGAUGGAGGGUGUGGCCAAUGGUGUGGCUGUGGGGCAACAGAGCUCCGGGCUGGCAGACAUCAGCGCCCAGGUGCAGCAGUACCAGCAAUUCCUGGAUGCCUCCCGGAGCCUCCCUGACUUCACUGAGUUGGACCUCCAGGGCAAAGUCCUGCCUGAGGGCGUCGGCCCUGGGGACAUCAAGGCCUUCCAGGUCCUAUACCGAGAGCACUGUGAGGCCAUCGUGGAUGUCAUGGUGAACCUCCAGUUCACAUUGGUGGAGACACUGUGGAAGACCUUCUGGAGGUAUAACCUCAGCCAACCCAGUGAGGCACCACCACUGGCCGUGCACGACGAGGCAGAGAAGCGGCUACCCAGGGCCAGCCUGGUGCUCCUAUCCAAGUUCCAGCCCGUGCUACAGUGGACCAAGCACUGUGACAACGUGCUAUACCAGGGCCUGGUGGAGAUCCUCAUCCCAGAUGUGCUACGACCCAUCCCCAGUGCCUUGACCCAAGCAAUCCGGAACUUUGCCAAGAGCCUAGAGAGCUGGCUCACCCAUGCCAUGGUGAACAUCCCAGAAGAGAUGCUGCGGGUGAAGGUGGCAGCAGCUGGCGCUUUCGCGCAGACGCUGCGGCGCUACACGUCGCUCAACCACUUGGCACAGGCGGCGCGGGCUGUGCUGCAGAACACAGCACAGAUCAAUCAGAUGCUGAGCGACCUCAACCGAGUCGAUUUCGCCAACGUGCAGGAGCAGGCCUCGUGGGUAUGCCGCUGCGAAGACCGCGUGGUGCAGCGUCUGGAGCAGGACUUCAAGGUGACACUGCAGCAGCAGAAUUCGCUAGAGCAGUGGGCAGCCUGGCUGGACGGCGUCGUGAGCCAGGUCCUCAAGCCCUACCAGGGCAGCUCCGGCUUCCCCAAGGCCGCCAAGCUCUUCCUCCUAAAGUGGUCUUUCUACAGCUCCAUGGUGAUCCGGGACCUGACUCUGCGCAGCGCCGCCAGCUUCGGCUCCUUCCACCUCAUCCGGCUGCUCUAUGAUGAGUACAUGUACUACCUGAUCGAGCACCGCGUGGCUCAGGCGAAGGGCGAGACACCGAUCGCGGUCAUGGGCGAGUUCGCUAACCUGGCCACCUCACUGAAUCCCUUGGACCCGGACAAAGACGAGGAGGAAGAAGAGGAAGAAGAGAGCGAGGACGAGCUGCCACAGGACAUCUCCCUGGCGGCCAGCGGAGAGUCGCCCGCGCUGGGCCCUGAGACGCUGGAGCCGCCCGCCAAGCUGGCGCGGACCGAGGCGCGAGGCCUCUUCGUGCAGGCGCUGCCCUCAAGCUAAGGUCGCGGCCUCCCCAGCCCCUCCGCCUGCCCUCCCCAGCCGCCCCUCCACACCAGGGUCCCCCAGCUUCUGUGGCUUUGCUAUCACCCCUCCAGCCCAGGAGGAGACCUCAGAUGGGAAGGCCAGGGGCCCCGUCCCCACAUUGGGCCGGCACAAUCAUGGGCUGGGUGGAACCACAGCUGCAAACCCUGACACAAAAGAUGUGCCUUAAGGAACCUUGCCGUGCCCAGGUGCCCCACGCCUUCCCCGCAGCCCGGUCCCCGCCGCCCCAGGGGGCAGCAGGCCGGCCCCCUCCCCUGUGGAACUGUUAACUUAUUCUGCUGGCUGGCUUUGCACAGCCUGUUGGGACAGACUGGAGCCCUGGCAGGCGCAGAUGGGCGGCGCCUGGGGACCCCCACUGUCAGCAGCAGCCCCUAGACCCCACUCCCAGCAGCCCCACUGCUCCCCUUCUUGGUAUAAGUGCAAUUAAAUCUGUGGGUGUGCAUCCUCUCCAGAGCGGGGACCUCUUGGUCCCGCAGUGCAGAGGGGCGGAUGAAUGCGGUAGGGCGUAGGCCUCCAGCUUCCAAAGAGGAGCAUCCCUGCGGACCUGGUGCUCCAGACCUGAGGCCGUGCCCAUGCCCUCAACCCCGCAGGCUUGUGACAGAACCUUCUCCCAGAGACGCUUCUCCUCUGUGCCGUGGCCCCCCCUUUAACUAUUGUGUGAUUCGUGAGCGCCGCUUGAGCGGAGCCGGUAACUUGUUGGGUUUUUUUCCAACCAUCAUGGCCUUAUCUGUUCCCGUUAUCUCAGUGUCUUCAAUCUGUGAUAGAUGUUUAUGACAAAAAAGCGGGGGAGGGGGGAGAAAAAAAAAAGGAAAAUCUGGCUAUUGUAUAAAAAAUCACUAUUUUGUGUGCUCUGUGUGCUACAGCUUUUGGGGUGGUCGUGCACACUCCCCAAUGCCCAUGGGGCCUCCCUUCCCCAGCAGUGAAAGUGUCCAUGCGUGUGGUAGUUUAGUGUGCUGUUUUCUACCUUUUGUAGUCUUUCUUAAAACAAUAAAUACCACUGUAAUCUUUGUC
This is a messenger RNA of Nannospalax galili (Upper Galilee mountains blind mole rat), 5543 nucleotides long. It is a transcript of the gene Rfx1, whose product is annotated as regulatory factor X1. Gene Ontology annotation, cellular component: nucleus. The transcript is spliced from 22 exons. The record is from RefSeq and is a predicted model, not a curated record. Gene Ontology annotation, molecular function: RNA polymerase II cis-regulatory region sequence-specific DNA binding; DNA-binding transcription factor activity, RNA polymerase II-specific. Gene Ontology annotation, biological process: regulation of transcription by RNA polymerase II. NCBI's taxonomy places the organism in Eukaryota, Metazoa, Chordata, Mammalia, Rodentia, Spalacidae. Bases 1590 to 4490 code for a protein of 966 amino acids.